This is a messenger RNA of Balaenoptera musculus (blue whale), 3240 nucleotides long. RefSeq names its product mitochondrial transcription termination factor 1 (gene MTERF1). The record is from RefSeq and is a predicted model, not a curated record. Lineage: Eukaryota; Metazoa; Chordata; Mammalia; Artiodactyla; Balaenopteridae. Gene Ontology annotation, cellular component: mitochondrial matrix. Gene Ontology annotation, biological process: regulation of DNA-templated transcription; termination of mitochondrial transcription. Gene Ontology annotation, molecular function: double-stranded DNA binding. The coding region runs from base 103 to 1323 and encodes 406 amino acids. The transcript is spliced from 3 exons.
CCUCUGUUCUUCGCCAGACCCCAGAAGGGAAAGUCGAAGUGUCUACAGCGCCCAGUUAUAAUCCAGGUUGAGGAACAGCUAUUUUUCAGCUUUUCUGGAGGAAUGCAAAGUUCUCUUUCCUUAAGACAAAUGAGCGUUCCAAAAGGUUUGGGCUACCUGACCAUUAUGGCACCAAGAAACCUCUUGUAUAUGAGAAGUAACUUUCUUUUUGGUUCAAGAUGUUGGAUGAUCCGAUUUUCAGCAGAAAUCCUCUUUAAAUCAGUUUCAUUUAGGCUUUUCGGUAUGAAAUGUGAUCAUGCAGACAGUGAACCUUUGGAAAAUGAAGAACUGCUGAAUAACUUACUUACUAUGGGAGUAGAUGUUGACAUGGCAAGGAAAAGACAGCCUGGAGUUUUUAAUAGGACAGGUACUAAUGAGCAGAACCUGAAGACAUUCCUUCUGUCUAAAGGAGCUAGCAAAGAAGUGAUUGCUAGCAUCAUAUCAAGAUAUCCACGAGCCAUGACACGCACACCUGAAAGUCUUUCAAAUAGGUGGGAUCUGUGGAGAAGAAUUGUGACAUCAGACCUUGAAAUUGUAGCUAUUUUGGAACGUUCUCCUGAAUCUUUUUUUCGGUCCAGUAACAACCUGAACUUAGAGAAAAAUAUGGAGUUCCUCUACUCAGUUGGAUUGACCCGUAAAUGCCUUUGUCGAUUGUUGACCAAUGCCCCGCGUACCUUCUCCAAUAGUCUUGAUCUGAAUAAACAGAUGGUUGAAUUUUUGCAAGGAGUCUCUUUGUCUUUGGGUCACAAUGAUCCCACAGGUUUUGUCAAGAAGAUAAUUUUUAAAAACCCUUUCAUCUUAAUUCAGAGCACCAAACGGGUAAAAACUAAUAUUGAAUUUUUACAGUCAGCUUUCAACUUGAACAAUGAGCAGGUGCUUGUUUUGAUAUGUGGUCCAGGAGCUAAAAUCCUAGACCUUUCCAAUGAUUGUAUGAGAAGAAACUACACAAAUAUCAAAGAAAGACUGUUCUCUCUUGGGUGUACUGCAGAAGAGAUACGGAAGUUUGUUUUAAGCUGUCCAGAUGUGAUCUUCUUGGGACAGAAAAAGUUUAGUGAUAAAAUAGACUGCCUCAUAGAAGAAAAAAUUAGCAUUUCACAAAUAAUUGAAAAUCCUCAGAUUUUGGAUUCAAGCAUAAGCACUUUAAAAAGUCGAAUCAAAGAAUUGGUAAAUGCUGGCUAUAACUUGAGUACAUCAAACAUCAGUCUUCUGUCUUGGAGUCAAAAAAGAUAUAAUGCUAAAUUGAAAAAGUUAAACACUGGACAGAAUGUUGUUCUGGGGAAUUAAGCAAAAGUCAGUCUUAUAAUGUAGUGACAUAAUUUCAUUUUGAAUUUGGACCUUUCAAAAAGGAGGUUUGUUUUCUUAACCACAUAUAUGUAUAUAAUGUUUCUUUGGAUAUUUUAGUUUAAAGGUUCAUAAAAACUCAUGGUCAUUAUGCCCUAGUAUAGUCUUCCCAGCUACCUUUUCUGUAGUUUGAAUUAGUACAACACCCAAUUUUAUGAUGUAGGCUGUGGCUUUUGUAUGAAUGGUAGUUGCUGAGUGCUAUGGCAGAACAGUGUGUGAAAAGAAAGGACAAAAUAAGCUUUUUUGGUUUCUGUUCAGAUUUGAAAAUUGACAGAUUCAUUUAGAUAGUUCUAUUUCCUAUCAUGGUUUUGAAUGGCAACCUAUUUCUCCUAUUAUUCCAUGUAUCUAAUUAUGGUUCAUCUUCAAAAUAGAAUGUCAGUAAAAAUAUUACAACAAAAAGGAGGAAUUUUUCAUCCCAAAUUCUACGUACUCUGUUUAAACCAUUAAUAUGCCCCACCACUCCUCCAGUUUAGGCUCAAUUUAGUAUGGGUAUAUCCUGAUUUCUUUGAAGAUAAGGGCAACUGUGAUAGGCAGAAUAAUGGUUACCCAAAGAUAUCAAUGUCUUAAUUCCCAGAACCUGUGGAUAUAUUUCGUUACAUUAUAAAAGGACUUUGCAGGGCUUCCCUGGUGGCGCAGUGGUUGAGAGUCUGCCUGCCAGUGCAGGGGACACGGGUUCGAGCCCUGGUCUGGGAAGAGCCCACAUGCCGCGGAGCAGCUGGGCCCGUGAGCCACAAUUACUGAGCCUGCGCGUCUGGAGCCUGUGCUCCGCAACAAGAGAGGCCGCGAUAGUGAGAGGCCCGCGCACCGCAGUGAAGAGUGGCCCCCGAUCGCCGCAACUAGAGAAAGCCCUCGCGUAGAAACGAAGACCCAACACAGCUAUAUAUAAAUAAAUAAAUAAAUAAAUAAAUAAAUAAAUAAAUAAAUAAAUAAAUAAAUAAAAAAAAAGGACUUUGCAGAUGUGAUUAAGUUAAGGACCUUAAGUUGAGGUCCUGAGUUGGGGAGGUUAUGCUGGAUUAUCUGGGUGGGCCCAGUAUAAUCAUAAGGGUCCUUAAAAGUGGAAGAGGGAGGUAAAAGAAGAGGUCAGAGUGAUGCAAUGUAAGAAGGACUUGACCCACUUUUACUGGCUUUGAAGGAGGAAGGGGACAUCAACCAAGGAAUGCAGGUAGCCUCUAGAAAAUGGAAAAGGCAAGGAAGCAUUCCUCCCUAGUGCCUCAGAAAGGAACGCAGCCGUGCUGAGAGCUUGAAUUUAGUCCAUGAGACCCAUGUCAAACUUCAGACCUACAGAACCAAAAGAUAAUAAACUGGUGUUGUUUUAAGCCACUGAAUUUGUGAUAAUUUGUUACAGCAGCAAACAGACUAAUAUAACAACUAAAUAGAUGAUUAGUUGCAUUUUAGGUGAAGAAGUGUACCUUUAGUAUAGUAUCUGUAUUUCUUCCUCUUAUACUUUUUUUAUCCAUGUAACUUUCUGAAAUGGCUAAUAAGUUAGUGUUUGUAGAUUCCUCUAAAUGUAUGGAUAAAAAACUAAAUGUAAGUAAUAAAAUCUAAAUAAAGGAAUACUUUUGCCUAAUGAGUGUAAAGAAAUAAUGAUGGUUUCUGUAUAUUUAUAUUUUGUUGGUGUUUCUAUUAAUACAAAGAACCAAGAAUUUUUAGAGGCAUUGACUUAAAAAAUGACAAACAGAUGACAUCUGUAUCUUCAAGACAUUCACCGUCUAGCUCUCACAUAAACUGAAAGAGAAGGAACAAAUUAUAUGACCUUAAUUACUUUUAAUUGCUUUCCAGAGACAUUAGUUUUCUAGAUGUGGAUUUUGAAUUAAGUAACAAUGACGCUAACCUUUUAAGCCUUUUUUUUUCUUUUAUUGA